This is a messenger RNA of Coregonus sp. 'balchen', 5878 nucleotides long. The record is from the annotation of a GenBank genome assembly. Lineage: Eukaryota; Metazoa; Chordata; Actinopteri; Salmoniformes; Salmonidae.
AGCGGUAGCAGCUGGCGAGAGGAUAUCAACGCGUAGCGCACAGCUCUGUUCUGUUCAAGAGGAGGAUGCGCAUCUUCGCUGUCAUCUGGGCGGUCUGCUUCUUCUUGAAGGAAGUGCAAGCGUGGGGCUUCAGAAAUGGAAUCUUUCAUAACUCCAUAUGGUUGGGUAAAUCAUGCUUUCUUUUGUUAUCUUCAUUACUUUUCCAACAAGGAUAGGCUACUUUUGGAACUUUUAAGCUUUCCAACAACUGCGGUUGGAAACAUUGGCUUUCUGUAGGACAUUCUCCUGAAAGUGUUCUGUGUUUGUAUUUUACAAGAUGGUUAUGGAAUGUUCCGAUGUAACGUUUAGCACAACUAUGACAAAAAGUGUAUCAAAUAACAUUGAUCAGCUUUGGUAUGGUUUUCUUUUGUUUGGGUUGCUUGGUCAAAGGCCUAUAAGAGGCGCCGGUUUCUCUUUGAUGUGUCUACAGAACUUAGGCUAAUUAUCAUUCCCAUGUGUUAGAAAAAGUUUUACUUUAUAUGUUCACUUCUCUAACCGCUCUUUAUCUUCAACAUAAUCUCACAAUCCUGCACAACAUAGGCUAUUUAUAUAUAUUUUUUAGCCUAAAAACAUUUAGCAUUAAUUAAACCUGAUAACAGUGUGCAAAGCUGUCAUCAAGGCAAAUGGUGGCUAUUUGAAGAAUAUCAAAUAUCAAAUAUAUUUUGAUUUGUUUAACACUUUUUUGGUUAUUACAUGAUUCCAUAUGUGUUAUUUCAUAGUUUUGAUGUCUUCACUAUUAUUCUACAAUGUAGAAAAUAGUAAAAAUAAAGAAAAACCCUUGAAUGAGUAGGUGGUCUAAAAGUUUUGACUGGUAGUGUAUAUAUAUUUUUACAAUUCUCACAAAAGUAGUGCACUGGGCCUUUAAUAGUCCUGUAUUAGGGGACCAAUAUAGCCCGUCUGAAGCGCGGGCAAAAACUAUUUUCCCACCCCCAAACUACUUCCCACGGCUAUGCCCCAACCAAUUUCAAUGGAAUGUGUCAUAUAGGCUACUUCUGAUAGAGUUAAUGAGCUCGACUUGCCCAUCAGACCUACACACUUCUGGAACACAUAAACUAAACUGCAUGUUUUCAGGAAUAUGUCAUGUGACCCAAACUCCCUAUAUAAUUUGGUUAGACUAAUAGUGAGACACACCACUCUCUAGGAUUAUAAUGAAAACGAGGCACCACCUCACGAGGCACCUUGGAGGAAGAGGUUGGCUAGUAGGUGCAAAUAUUGACUCGUAGCUAAUUUGGACUGCACUCCAAGUCCUACAAGGUCAUGCAUGAUAUCAAAACAGGUUCAAAGGAGGACCCCCCAUAGAGAAGCACAGGAGUAUGACCACUCCCGAGAGGGAGAUUACAAAUAUUUAGCGUCUGUCCUAAGGCUUUCUAUCCAACCACAACACGUUACGGAGUUGAAAGUUGUUGGCCUAUCCACCGUGUGUGUUUCAUGUUUAUUUUCUUCCGCUAUGAACUUCUUAGUCUGAAAGCCACUUUGCUUGUUCUAGCUCCCUGAGAAGGAUUCCCACAAUCUUGUAAAACAGAAUAUUUUCCACUUGUUUCCUGUUGCCUGGAUACGUAUCAUUGUGGUUGUGGCAGUGGGACACUAUACAGGCAUUGGCAGCAUAUCUGUUGUUCUGUAGUGCUUUGAAAGUGAUAGCAGUAUUGACUGACUGACUGGGACUUCUUUUUUUCUGGACAGAGCAAGCUGCUGGAGUCUACCACAGGGAAUCACGUAAAGGGAGAUACCAGCUGACUUAUAAGGAGGCCAAGGCCGUGUGCAAAUACGAAGGAGGAAAUCUGUCCACUUACGAUCAACUGGAGGCUGCUCGUCAAAUAGGUUUGCAAUGCAAUAACUUCCCUAUUCCCCCAAUCCCCCUUAGUCCCCUCUAGUCCGUGUCCUCCAUCUCUCCCUCCCCCCUCUCUCUCUUUCUCUCUCUCUAUCGCUGUCUCUCUUUCUCUCUCUCCCCCUCUCUGAAUUUAUAAGGAAAGAGUAUGGAGGACUAUAACUCAGAAGCAGCAUAAUGUUGCCAAUUGGAUUCUGUCAAUGUCAAUGCAGACUUUCAAAAUAAUGAGUGGCCCCUGAGCCCUGAGUUUACGAAAUGCCGUUACCACUGUUGAUUAACGAUGCCUUACAGUUUGCCUAAGAGCACAUAUAAUUAAACAGUUUAAAUUAUCCAACCAUGUGUUCACUGGUCAAGCAAUGGCAGGAAAGAGUGUGUUUAUCUUGCCUUUCUCCCAUGAAAUCAAUCAGAGAUGUCUUGCCACUGCACUACAGCCUGUUGCUCUGUGGGACUGCAGCCGGACCCAAUCCACUCCCUACCCUUUCCCCUAAUCCUUCGAUGUCUGCAGAUCAGAAAGAUAAUAUAAGCAGUGUAGGGGUGUGUUGUUUUCACCAUAUUCCCUACACCUUACAGAUCAAACAUCAACGGUUUAGGGUCAAGGAGAAGGGGUAUAGGGAGUGAAUUGGUACCAGCUUGAGAGGUCUCCCCAGUAUAGUAAGAACAGUAACAUCUGCCUGGCUGGCUUAUGGUAACAUUCGUUCCCAUGGCAGACAGACUGAAGCCAGACCAGGCCCUGACUUGGGAAACCACAACUUGUAUGUCUGUGGUUAGAGCAGAGCUGCCCCAUGGCCAAUUAUCCUAGGAGGUCUGAGUUUGUCUCCCCUGCAUUUCCUGACUGACUGUGGUCCACUGAUUGUGACUGGAGGCUUUUUUUAGAUACAUUGGAGUUCAUUAUGCUUUACCCCCACCACCCACCACCCAUCCACAUCCCCACAUCAAUGGUCCGCUUGUAAUUGCAGAUGCAAAGUCAGUGGAAGGCACAUUUUUGACAGGGACCGUAGCAUUUCCAAAGACAGGGUUUUGUUUUAAGGAUACGAGCAAGACGAAUGGCUGGUGGUAACCCAAUAUGGCCAUGGAUAUUCUGUAAGAGUGAUUUAUCUGUGGUACUAAGAGGGGGAUGCUAGCUCUAGACUUUACCAAUGUGACACUCUUUCUUACCCCGGAAACAGCAUGAAACUUUGCAAAUUCAGUUUCUUACCAGGCUAACUCUUUGUCCCUCAUUCCUAGGUUUUCACGUGUGUGCGGCUGGGUGGUAUGACAAAGGUCGUGUAGGCUACCCUAUCGUCAAAGCUGGUGCCAACUGUGGUUUUGGGAAGGUUGGUGUCAUCGACUACGGGUACAGGCUGAACAAGAGUGAGAGAUGGGACGUCUACUGCUACAACCCCAACUGUGAGUAGUGAACAGACCUGGUUUCAAAUACUAUUCCAAAUCAUUUCAAAUUCUCAAUCUGUGCUUGAUUGAACUUGACUGUUGUAAUUGGAACCAAUAGAAAAGUCUCAAAAGUGCAAACUUCACCCACCUGGCACUCCAGGCAGGCUAAAGAAAACACUCAAAGUAUUUGAACGAUUUCAAAUAGUAUUUGAACCCAUCUGCUUGCAUGACAAAUGGAGGUUAAGGCAAUCCUGGGUGUGUUGGUUUAACAGUUUAAUGGACCAUGAGUCUUCACCAUAUGAGAUGAGUGUGUGGUUGAGUCAGACAGACAUUGCUUUCUAAUGGGUGACGUUAGGGGAACACAGGGUCAGAGUUGUAAAGUUGAUUGUGGUCCAUGACAUGUAGGCUAAUGUACUAGUGGGACACAUUGAUGACUGUACAUGGACAGGCGGUUGUGGUCUGGGUCAGGGUGAGAACUUCCCUGGUAGGCCAUUGACUGUACAUAGGCAGUUCGAUUCCAGGCUGUAUCACAACCGUCCGUGAUUGGGAGUCCCAUAGUGCGGCGCACAAUUGGCCCAGUGUCGCCCGGGUUUGGCCGGUGUAGGCCGUCAUUGUAAAUAAGAAUUUGUUCUUAACUGACUUACCUAGUUAAAUAAAGGUAAAAAUAAAUAAAAAAUGUGGUAAGAACUUUAUCCAGUUAUUGUAAAUAUCGGGGACAUAUUUACAACACUUUUACCGCAUCUUUAAUUUAUCAUGACAAAACAGCUGUAUUGGGGCCUGUCAUGAUGUUUUCAUGGUGGAGAAUGACACAUGACCACAUGUUUGGAGUUGUCACCACAUGUGAUGACUGUACUCAACAUGGAAGAGGUUGCCUCAUUGGAUGAGAUAGCUGCCUUAAGAUACUGACAGUGUCCCAAAUGGCACCAUAUUUCUUUUUUAGUGCACUACUUUUUGACAUAGCACUCUGGUCAAAAGUAGUGCACUAAAUAGGUAAUAGGAUGCCAUUUAGGGCAUAGACGCUCAUUUUCCCCAUAAUUGCCUGUGACUUAGAGGAUUUAUGGUUCGCAUUUCAUAAGUUAUGGAUGAAUUGCAUAAAACAACUCCUAAUUACAAUAAUUUUCCCUUUACAAAUCCAAGGGAUCUAGAGCUUUUGAUUUCAUUUCACCCAAACUGGACAUUUCAUUUUCUUCAUUCAAAUGACAAAGAAGUCUCUUUUCCCAUUUCUAACUUCAUUCAGUGGUCACAUCACAUGUGAAAGAGAACAACACAAGCAGAAUUUCCCUAUAUUUUCAUUUAUCAUAAAGCAUAAUGAUGAUAGCACAUGUAACACACUGAUGUAAUACACUGUUAGUUUUAUUAAACUUGUUUUGCUUACAGCGUUACUAUUAACAGUCUUUAGUAACAGCCAUUGUGCAGAAUAUUGUACUAUUUACAAUCAGCUAAGGAAAGUGACUAAUUUAAAAGUCCUCUGGAUCUAGUUUAGUUUAUUAGUUUAGUUUAUUGAUCUUUCUAUUUGAUCUGUUACAGUAUAUCGAUCAUAUCUAAUGUAACAUUUCCUCAUCCUGUCUCCUCCUUUCUCCUGGUCCACAGCAAAGGAGUGUGGAGGUACUCUGACAGACCAGCAGAGGAUCAUCCAGUCACCUGGUUACCCAGAGGAGUACCAGGAUGAGCAGAUCUGCUACUGGCACAUCCGUGUGCGCUAUGGACAGAGGAUACGCCUGCACUUCCUGGAGUUCGACGUGGAGGAGGACACGUCCUGUCUAGCAGACUACCUGGAGAUCUAUGACAGCUAUGACGACGUCUCUGGCUUCGCCGGGAGGUGAGGAUCCAGCUUUUGAUUGAAUGUGCCUUUGCAUUAAGUUUUAGUUUAUUGAGUUUACAUUGUAUGGUUGAUUUAGGGUUGUUACAGUCUUAUCCAAGAUGACAGAAAGUUGCAUUGUACUAAAUGUAUUGAUACUUACAUAGACUCUCUUUUCACACGACAAACUGUCAUAACAUAGGCUACUGUCCUCUAGUGGUGUUUAGUAUGACCAUUUUGUCCACAUGUUACUCUACGAUCAAAUAAAUCUAUUUAUUCUUUCCAGGUACUGUGGAGAUUACUUACCAGAUGACUUAAUUAGCACAGGUAUGACACAAACACAUUCCUAUUUUAUUACCAUAUAAUGAUGAAUACUCAUUAUUAUAGAUCAAGAAGUUACUGUAUAUUUAAAGCAAUUGUACACGAGCGGGCGUGUGUUGUGACUUUUUUAGCACGGCUGUGCUGCGGUUGUAGGUACGAGACAAAGCCCUUUUUUAAUCAUCAAGUGUUGAUCAAUUUUUAGUUAUAAUGGUUUUCUUUGAUAAACUGUGUCCACAUUUCAAAUAUCAGGACAGGAUGUAUUAUCAGUACUUUAUACACAUAGCAAUAUAUCCAAAUGUCCCCUUUCCCCGUUUCUCUCUCCCACAGGGAAUGUGAUGACACUAAAGUUCCUGUCCGAUGCGUCUGUAGUCGCAGGAGGCUUCCAGCUGGAGUACAUUGCUGUGAACGCUUCUCUCCUCCACUUCCAGAAUGACACCAGCUAUUACUUCACUUGAGCAAUUAUUUAAUAGAUGCUUUUUUAAAUAUUAAUGUUUCCUAUUGUAUUUAUAAUGUUGUCGUUUUAACUC